AGAUUAUUGUGUGUGAAGUUCCCCAUGUGUACAUAUUUUUGUUCAUAUUGAAGUGGUUUUCGAUUCCAGAUGUAAUUAUAUUGUGUUGAGUAGCUGGUAGCAAUGUCACUCAGUGAAUGCACAAUGCUGUAUAUGACAACAUCACAUUUUUCAAACCAAACUGUUGUGGUAUUAAUUGAGGGUUAUUGUUCUUCUGAGGGGUGUGAAAGGAGAAGGGAAACAUGGUUCUGUAGCUGAUAAUUGUCCAUGGUCAAUGAAGUAAAACCCUGUUUUCAUAGAUGAAGAAGAUGUGUGGCUUUCAGUUGAUGUUUUACGCUUAUUUAAAAAUGUUUCUGUUUAGGUCUCUGCUCCUUUAUUGAAAAAAUCUAAGCUUCUCCAAGGGCACUUAAAAAAAAUCGUACCUGCAAGCGUACCUCUCGUUCUUCAUUUUUGAAUGUUAUCUUUUGCUAUCACUAGUUUUGUUGUUAAGUGAAGUGUCAUCACUGUUAUAUUUAAAUUUGCUAAUGCUCAUAUGGAUGCUAGGUGUUCAAACUUGGAGGCUCAAAUGUGGAUAAAGAGAGUUAUUUGGGAAAGUGAUUAUCAGAUAAUUUUGCAUCUGAUGCUAUAUGUUUAUCUAAACAAAUACACUAUGUGUUGAUCUUCAAACAAACUUUUAUGGUAUCUUUAUUGUUAUUGUCAGCAGGAGAGAUGGUUAAUUUACUUAUUUCAGUGGGGGCAAAAGUGACAAACUGAUCUCCUGUCCAUUGAUUUGACUUAAUGUGUUUUUCGUAUUACAACCAGAAACUUUAGCAUCUUCGUAGGUGGUUUUAGAGAUGAACUCUUUUGGAGGGAAAAAAUGAGGUUGCUAGGAGGCCUUUUGGAGAAUUUGUUCUAAGCGAUAACUGCAGAGACGCAGCCAUGGCUCUUGCACUUCGUCAGUGUGGCGAGCACCAUACUACUUAAAGGCAUGGUUUCUUGAGUUCUUUCUAGAACAUACACACUUGAAGUGAGACAAGUAUUUUGGCUAUGUCACCAUGAGAGAAAUAAGAGUGUCAGAUCGAACAUUCUCAUUGGCUGUCAAAGGAUCCUUUUUGUUUUUAAGACAUCAUGUUCAUCGGGUUCAUUAUGCAAAGUUUUUACCAUACUGCUAGUGUAUCACAAAGACAAAUCUGUAUGAAGAAAUAUAUGUAAGCUAUGAUGGACACUGCCAUACAAGGGAUUCUUGUUGGAUCUUCAUAUUCCAUAAUAUUUCUCCUCUUGCUUUUGUAUCAGUCCGAUUUAUUAACUGUAUUCCCUGAGGACUUACCCACCUGACACCGCCCCCCCACUCCUACCCCAGUUGGAGACAACUUUUAGAGGGGAAAAUAAACCAAAAUAAAAAUCCAUGUCUGUUCUGAAUGAGGCUUCUGAAAGAGAGAAGGGAAAAAAAAUGCCAACUCUACUAAUGGGCUUUAAAGUACUUGUGGUCAGUUUUCUUGAAGGAACAGAAUGGUAAAGUUGCCUGAGGAAAGUCCUGUUUUAUGUAUGAUGGAGUUUAUUUAUUUAUUUAUUUUUUCUUUGUACUGGGAAUCGAACUCAUGACCUCAGGCUUGCCAGGCAAGUGCUUAUGCCGCUGAACUACAUCCCCAGCUGACAGAGUUUAAUAGGGUCUAGUCUGCCCUGAAUUAUUCCUUGAUGCUGAGAUUUCUUGGUUGCGGUAACCUUACUUAUCUUCUUUGUGUUGUGCCUUUUUCAGACUGCUAGUUCACCAUGUCAUGGGGUAGAAAACUGACAAAGCUGUGUGGCAUAGUUUCAAGUUAAUGACUGGAGAAGAGCAAUGGUGUUUCAAAAGGCUGCAGUCAUAGAUUAAGAAAUAUAUAAAUAAUGAAUUCAGAUUGCAAAGGAUCUGACUUUAUAACUGGAUGGCUUGGUAUAUGGAGACUACAGAAAUUCAAAGAGAAGCAGGGAGAGAAGAUUGCCAGGAUCUAUGAGUAAAAUCCAGUGAGCUGAAAAAUAUAUCAGCUUGUUUGUGCGUUUAGGAAAGCGGGUAUCUUGUGAGAUUCACAUACUUAGGAAGUUGAUGGCUUUGGGAGAAACAUUAGCUGAAUGUUGGUGACCUAUUAAUUGAUUAUGAGAAAACAGAAGAGAGUAGAUAAUGCUAGAAGAAAAUUCCUCUCCUGUGUGAUAUGCCAAGACAUCUGGCAGAUGUUAUGUUGGGCCCUAAGGAAUGGACAGUUUAAUUUUAGCCCUAGCAAGGAAAUGGGAAGUUCUAAGCUCUUUUAAUAGCACAACUCUUAGUUUGGGGAAGGUUGCUUAAAAAAAUAAGAAAGGAAGAAAGGAAAAGAAAAGAGGCAUUUAGAAUAAUAUGAAAAGAACUCUAUGGAGCAGGGAGCAUAGGCUGAGAUUUUAGGAUGAGAGACAAAAUAUUAUUUCCCAAGCAGAAAUUAACAUGGAAGUCAUUUAAAAAUUGACAGACAUGUACACUGUAAGUGCAUGCAUAAGUGAGGGGAACGUAAUGUAUUUAAUACUGCCAGGCAGAACUUCCAAUUGAGAAGUGAGGUAUUUUUUUUUCUCUUAUGACUUAGAGAGAUAACAUACCUCAAAUACCCUCUCUGCACCCUCACUUUACUGAAGAGGAAACUGGCACAAAGACACGAAGUGACUUGAACAAGGGCAGAAAGUUCAGCUGUAAAAAAGCCAGGCCUAGAACUCGGGUCUGCCUGCAGCACAGUCCCCUUUCUACCAUCCCAGUUGCACUUGAUGGACACAUUGUGCAACAGCUGUACUCUUGAGGGCCCAGGGCUCUCUGAGAAACUGUUGUCCUACAUACACUGCUGGGACAGGAGUAUGGAUUUUGUUCAUUGCAUUUAACAUUUUGGGGGCUCCUGGGCUGGGCAUGAUGUGUUUUAGUCAGAUCCAGAGACUGAUUUUGUUCAUGUGUUUUUCAGUCAAGCUUCAGCUAUUGGGUUUGUAGUUAUGCAUUUAUCUUAAUUCUUCCUAUUCUCUCUUGUUCUACCAUCCAGGGCUUAGAAGUCCUUUUCAAAUGCCCUUCUUUGGAAAUUUGUCUGGGUCUAUUGCAGCUUACAAAAGUGCCCAGAAUUGGACUCUGAGGAUCUGUUUUGCAAUGCGGGACAGAUUUAAAUUGGCUUCUUUCAGACAUGCCAUUUUGUAAUACUGAUGAGUGACUGAGAGGGUGAAAUCCAGUCUCAAACAGUUAAUAGUGACUUUCAAGGGUUCUGUAGUCAUUCAGAAAUGUACCCUUCUUGUCUCUUCUUAGAGACCAAUUUUCUCUCAUCAACCAGUGGCUUACUACUUUCCCUACUGUCCAUAGAGUCAUAAUUAAAAUAAUUUAACAACACAAGCAACAUUUAACCAUGAAAGAUAGGAGAGUACUGUAGGAAGGGUGAAAUGGGUUUCACUUCUGUCUUCUCUUGGAUAAGCAAAAGUAUUUUCUAAGGAGGAAGAGUGAUGUUUGGAAGUUUCCACAUUUUCUAAGCUUCUUCCAAACGAAUGUGUAAAUUCUUAAUCCAGGAGGCAGGCUGGAGAAGGUAGUGCUGGAUGUGGACUUCUGGCAGAAACACAGUUAACGUUGUAAACAGUUGAACCUCAGUGUGGCACUCCUCCAAAUGAGUUGACUGUCGAAAAUAAAAUGUUCCAGAAGAACUGGGAGAACAGGAAAGAAGUUAAAACAGCAUGGUUUGCAUGCCAGUGCUGAAGGAAGAAGAAAAAAGUUUGGGGUGGGGGGGUGCUGGAAAGAAGAUAAUUGGAAGUUAAACUGUCUCCUGGAUUUGUAAGACCUAGCAGAAAUUUCCAAAUACAGGAAAGUAGAUUUUGAUGCAUUUAGAUUGUAUUUGCAGUUUCCUAGGAAGCUUUCUCCUUGAACUUUGUAUCUGGAGAACUGCACAGAUAAUAAAUGAGAAGUCCAUUGGAAGUAAUUUGGAUUUACAUUUUCUGCUUGGCAGUGCUAUCACACAAGUUAUCUUCUAAGAUAACUCUAGGGCCUCAAGGCCCUCUCGCCUCAUCCGUUGAGGCAUCCAUAGGAUAUCAGAGGUUGUUAAGUGUGAGCCUUCAACACAGAGUUGUUUUUUCUCAGGCUCAGAGAGGUAAAGUGGUGUGGUGGCAAAAGGUGCUGGUAUUGUCACCUACAGGUGCAUUGUCUUUUGCUUCUGGUGAGCAGCUUACUUGAUGGCUUCAAAGCAUUCUUUUCUAAUUCCUAGCUGGAGACAUUUCUCCUUGAGUUAUUCUUGGAGGGAAGAUUUCUUUUCAUGCCAGGUCAUGGGUAUUUUGGUAUUGAUUUCCUUGCUUUCAUGUGUUUGCUUGUUUAGUUCACUGCAUGCUGCUUCUGGAUAUUAAUAAAAUACUUACGCUGUGCCUGUUCCCAUCUGAACCCCCAUCUUCACUCAGGGAGUAGAGCCCGUCCUUUGGGGUGAAGGGAGGAUUGGUAGGUACUCAUGUGUUGAAAAGCUAAAUAAACAUUUGAAGGUGAGGAUUGUAUAACUGAAGAAGUUAUUUGUAGGUGUUCAAGUAGACUUUUAACAUGCCUGGUGCAAGGAAAGAUGAGGAAAAUACCACUAGGAAGCAAUAGAUCCUGAUUUAAAUGUUUUAGGAUCACUUAGUAGGAAAUUAGGCACUUGCCCAAGGUGAAUAAGCAGAGACUUACCUUUGGAUUCAGAUUGGUUGAAGCACAAAAGGAGCUGGAGGCCCAGGCAGGACAACUGUAUCAGAAGUAAUUAAGCCCAGGAUUUGUGGAGAGGCUUAUCUGCCGCAAAGCCCAGCUGGGGAAGGCCACACUCACUGCCUAAGCUGUUGCUUGGCCAGUUGAACGAGAAUACAAGCGAAGGCCCUUGAAUUUUGGAUUCUAAUUCUUCUCUUCUCUAUUCAGAUGUAAGAAGGUAAAGCCAUUAUUCUUCAGUUUUGCUCAUGUCUGCUCAGGGCUUCUGUUGUGAGCUGAGCUGGGAGAUGCUAGAGGCCAGGGGGCUGAAAGCUGAUUUCCUCAGAGGGAACAUUCUCCCUGUUAACACCACAAAUGUGCCUAUAACAUUGUACUUAUUACUCAGAAAAUAAUUGUGCAGUGGCACAAUGUGGGAUACUUGAAAGAUGUUUGCUGCACAAAGGUUCCAAUACUCACCUGCAGAUUAAGAAAUGGGUUUCUAAACCAUCUCAUUUCUGUUGCUAAUGAAAAGCUUUGGAAGGCACCUGUGAAUUAGAGCUCCAGCUGCUAUCAUGGUAGGGGAAGUUAGGCCUUGAAAGGAUACAUGGAUUAGCCCGUCAGAAAAGCAAACAGUAGCAUCAGCACAAGUAGAAAAUAGACAGGGUUGUUAAGCUAACAGAAAAGUAGGCUAAAGCAUUGCUGUAAUUAUAUAGUGGAAAUUUGCUGGGAAGGAGAGUCCACUGGGUUGGGAAAAGGAAAAAGAGGUAGGAGAAUAAUUGACAAGUCAAAAUAGAAGAGGACUGUCCACUGGGAAGAGCCUACAGGAAGAAGUAAGAUCUUGCUCUUAAGAAAACAAUACAGCAAGUAGAAAAAGACCUUGUAAUUUGGUACCUAUUGCAUGUGAAAUAUGAAGACCAGCGCUCAGAUCCACAUUCUUUGGUUCCUAAUGUGAGAGGAUAGUCCCAGAUCAUGGAGGUGCUGCAGUGUGAUGGCUGUGAUUUCAGAGCCCCAUCUUAUGAAGAUCUCAAGGCACACAUCCAGGAUGUCCACACGGCAUUUCUGCAGCCAACUGAUGUUGCUGAGGACAAUGACAAUGAGCCACGAUCCGGGUCCAUGAAUGCCAGUAAUCAGACAGAGGUGGAGUUUUCUUCUAUAAAGGAUGAAUUUGCGAUUGCAGAGGAUUUAUCAGGUCAAAAUGCAGCUGCAUUGGGGACCGGAAGUUACUAUGGCCACAGUCCAGGAUAUUACGGUCAGCAUAUUGCCCCUAAUCCCAAACCAACAAACAAGUUUUUUCAAUGCAAGUUCUGCGUACGCUACUUCAGGUCAAAAAACCUCCUCAUAGAACACACUAGGAAGGUGCAUGGAGCCCAAGCUGAAGGGAGUUCAGCAGGACCCCCUGUCCCAGGAUCCUUAAAUUAUAAUAUCAUGAUGCAUGAGGGAUUUGGAAAGGUCUUCUCUUGCCAGUUUUGCACAUACAAGUCUCCAAGGAGGGCAAGAAUAAUUAAGCAUCAGAAGAUGUAUCACAAAAACAAUUUGAAGGAGACCGCAGCUCCUCCACCUGCUCCUGCUCCUAUGCCAGAUGCCGUGGUUCCGCCCAUGUCUCUGCAAGACCCCUGCAAGGAACUGCCAGCAGAGGUGGUGGAGCGCAGCAUCUUAGAAUCCAUGGUCAAACCUUUGACCAAGUCGAGAGGCAACUUUUGUUGUGAGUGGUGCAGCUACCAGACCCCCCGCCGAGAACGCUGGUGUGACCACAUGAUGAAGAAACACCGCAGUAUGGUCAAGAUUCUUUCCAGUCUCAGACAGCAACAAGAAGGGACUAAUCUACCUGAUGUGCAGAAUAAAGGUGCCGCCAGUCCUACAUCCAACUCUACAUAUCUGUCCAUGAAUGCUGCAAACCGGGAGAUACCCAACACUAACGUCUCCAACUUCAGGGGCUCCAUUGGCAACUCCAUUAUGAGACCCAAUUCUUCUUCAGCUUCCAAAUUUUCGCCCAUGUCUUACCCUCAGAUGAAGCCGAAGUCACCUCAUAACUCUGGCCUCAUUAACUUGUCAGAGAGAUCCCGUUAUGGAAUGACUGACAUGACCAAUUCUUCUGCUGACCUGGAAACUAACAGCAUGCUAAAUGACUCUAGUUCUGAUGAAGAGUUAAAUGAAAUAGACAGUGAGAACGGCUUAAAUGCUAUGGAUCACCAGACAUCAGCCCUAUCUGCAGAACAGCUGAUGGGUUCAGAUGGAAACAAAUUACUAGAGACCAAGGGCAUUCCAUUUAGAAGAUUCAUGAAUAGGUUCCAGUGCCCCUUUUGUCCUUUCCUCACCAUGCAUCGACGUAGCAUCUCUCGUCACAUAGAAAACAUCCACCUGUCUGGAAAGACAGCUGUCUACAAAUGUGACGAAUGUCCGUUUACUUGCAAGAGCUCAUUAAAACUUGGGGCUCAUAAACAGUGUCACACGGGUACAACGUCAGAUUGGGAUGCUGUGAACUCCCAGGGUGAAAGCAUUUCUUCUUCGCUGAAUGAAAGUGUGGUGUCUUACGAGAGCUCAAGCAUCAAUGGCAGAAAGGCAGGAGUAUUGCUGGAUCCUUUGCAGCAGCAGCAGCCGCCACAGCCACCGCCACCGCCGCCACCACCGCCGCCAUCACAACCACUGCAGCAGCCACAGCCGCCCCAGCUCCAACCACCGCAUCAGAUGCCACCCCAGCCUCAGCCACCACCAACCCAACCACCACAGCCACCCACUCAAGCCCCCCCCUUGCACCCUUACAAGUGCACCAUGUGUAAUUACUCCACCACGACUCUGAAAGGGCUAAGAGUCCAUCAGCAGCACAAACAUUCAUUUUGUGACAACUUGCCAAAAUUUGAGGGGCAACCCUCGAGCCUACCACUGGAAAACGAGACAGACAGCCACCCUUCUUCCAGCAACACUGUGAAGAAAAGUCAGACCUCAAUUCUUGGAUUAUCCUCCAAGAACAAUUUUGUAGCAAAGGCCUCUAGGAAGCUUGCUAAUGACUUUCCUCUCGAUUUAUCACCCGUGAAGAAAAGAACUAGGAUCGACGAGAUAGCAAGCAACCUGCAGAGCAAAAUUAACCAAACCAAACAGCAGGAAGAUGCAGUGAUCAAUGUUGAGGAUGACGAGGAGGAAGAGGAAGACAAUGAAGUGGAGAUAGAGGUUGAGCUGGACAGGGAGGAAGAGCCAACAGAACCUAUCAUGGAGGUGCCCACUUCCUUUACAGCCCAGCAGAUUUGGGUGAGAGACGCCAGUGAGCCCCAGAAGGAGCCCAACUUCAGAAGUGUCACCCAUGAUUACAAUGCAACCAAUGGGGCUGAGAUUGAGCUCACCCUUUCUGAAGAUGAAGAGGAUUAUUAUGGCUCCUCAGCAAACAUGAAAGAUCAUCAAGUUUCCAACACUGCUUUGCUGAAUACCCAAACUCCUAUCUAUGGAACUGAGCACAACAAUGAAAAUACAGACUUUGGUGACUCUGGAAGGCUUUACUAUUGCAAACACUGUGACUUUAACAACAAAUCUGCCCGGAGUGUUAGCACUCACUACCAACGAAUGCACCCGUACAUUAAGUUCAGCUUUCGGUACAUAUUGGACCCCAAUGACCACAGUGCAGUGUAUAGGUGCCUGGAAUGCUAUAUUGAUUACACCAAUUUUGAAGAUCUCCAGCAGCAUUAUGGUGAACAUCACCCUGAAGCCAUGAAUGUUCUCAACUUUGAUCAUUCGGACCUGAUAUACCGGUGUCGGUUUUGUUCCUACACAAGCCCAAAUGUUAGAAGCCUGAUGCCACAUUACCAAAGAAUGCAUCCCACAGUGAAGAUCAACAAUGCAAUGAUAUUUUCAAGUUAUGUUGUGGAGCAGCAGGAAGGGCUGAACACAGAAUCGCAGACCCUGAGGGAGAUUCUGAAUUCAGCUCCCAAGAACAUGGCGACCUCCACUCCCGUGGGUCGCGGUGGUGGUCUGCCAGCUACGUUCAAUAAAAGCACUCCUUCAAAGACCUUUACUCCAGAAUGUGAAAACCAGAAGGACCCUUCAGUCAACACCGUUGUCGUUUACGACUGUGACGUUUGCUCAUUCGCAAGCCCCAACAUGCAUUCUGUCUUGGUUCAUUAUCAGAAGAAACACCCUGAAGAAAAGGCCUCCUACUUUAGGAUCCAGAAAACCAUGCGCAUGGUGUCUGUGGACAGGGGCUCUGCCCUUUCCCAAUUAUCAUUUGAGGUGGGUGCUCCAAUGUCUCCCAAAAUGUCCAACAUGGGUUCCCCACCCCCCCCACAACCCCCGCCACCAGACCUCAGUACUGAGCUUUACUACUGCAAACACUGUUCCUACAGCAAUCGGUCAGUUGUGGGAGUGCUUGUUCACUACCAGAAAAGACACCCAGAAAUAAAGGUUACUGCCAAAUAUAUCAGGCAGGCUCCUCCCACAGCUGCAAUGAUGAGAGGGGCCGAAGGGCCACAAGGCUCUCCCCGGCCUCCUGCCCCCAUGCAACAGCUGAACCGGAGCAGUUCUGAGAGAGAUGGCCCUCCUGUGGAGAAUGAGAUGUUCUUUUGCCAGCACUGUGAUUAUGGGAACCGGACGGUCAAAGGUGUACUUAUUCAUUACCAGAAGAAGCACCGAGACUUCAAGGCCAAUGCAGACGUGAUCCGGCAGCACACAGCCACCAUCCGAAGCCUCUGUGACCGGAACCAGAAGAAGCCUGCCAGUUGUGUCCUUCUCCCCACCUCUGGUGUGGAGCGGGACAAAACGAAACUCCGAGCAUUGAAAUGUAAGCAGUGCUCUUAUACCUCCCCCUACUUCUAUGCACUGAGGAAGCAUAUCAAGAAAGACCACCCUGCCCUGAAGGCCACGGUCACGUCCAUCAUGCGAUGGGCAUUUUUAGAUGGCUUGAUAGAAGCUGGCUACCACUGUGAGUGGUGCAUCUAUUCCCACCCAGAGCCCAAUGGUUUGCUUCUGCAUUACCAAAGGAGGCAUCCAGAGCAUUAUGUUGAUUAUACUUACAUGGCUACCAAACUCUGGGCUGGGCCAGACCCAUCCCCUCCCUCUCUCACCAUGCCAGCUGAAGCCAAAACAUACAGAUGCAGGGACUGUGUUUUUGAAGCGAUGUCCAUCUGGGACAUCACUAAUCAUUACCAAGCAUUCCACCCCUGGGCCAUGAAUGGUGAUGAGUCAGUGCUGCUGGAUAUCAUCAAGGAGAAAGACGGUGUGGAGAAGCCCCUCCUGUCACCUGAAGAGUUGGCAGGCCCUAUGAAUUGUGAAAAUAGUAUGCCCAUCCCCCUCCCCGAGCAGGAAUUAGAAUGCUCAGAGGACGCACGACUCUCCCCAGAGAAAAGCAUACACCUCACUUCGGCCAACCCCGCCAUCUCCUCCACCCCCUACCAGUGCACAGUGUGCCAGUCGGAGUAUAACAACUUGCACGGCCUCCUCACUCACUACGGGAAGAAGCACCCUGGCAUGAAAGUGAAGGCUGCCGAUUUCGCCCAGGACAUUGACAUCAACCCAGGUGCCGUCUACAAAUGCAGGCAUUGUCCCUAUAUCAACACUCGUAUCCACGGCGUCUUGACCCACUACCAGAAGCGACACCCGGCCAUCAAGGUGACCGCCGAGGAUUUUGUGCACGACGUGGAGCAGUCUGCCGACAUCUCCCAGAACGAUGUGGAGGAGACCAGCAGGAUUUUCAAGCAAGGGUAUGGUGCCUACCGGUGCAAACUGUGUCCGUACACGCACGGCACUUUGGAGAAACUCAAAAUCCACUAUGAGAAGUACCACAAUCAGCCUGAAUUUGAUGUCUUUUCCCCUUCGCCCCCGAAGCUGCCAGUCUCCCUCGAGCCUGAGAUAACCACUGAAGUGAGCCCCUCCCAAAUCUCCAUGACUGAGGAGGAGGUGGGAGAGGAGCCUGUGUCCACUUCUCACUUCUCUACCUCGCACCUGGUCUCCCACACUGUGUUCCGGUGCCAGCUCUGCAAGUACUUCUGCUCCACGAGGAAGGGGAUUGCCAGGCACUACCGGAUCAAGCACAACAACGUCCGCGCCCAGCCCGAGGGCAAGAACAACCUCUUCAAGUGUGCCCUGUGUGCCUACACCAACCCCAUCCGCAAAGGGCUGGCAGCCCACUACCAGAAGCGUCACGACAUCGACGCGUAUUAUACCCACUGCCUGGCAGCAUCCCGGACCAUCAGCGACAAGCCCAACAAGGUGAUCAUCCCAUCCCCACCCAAGGACGACUCCCCACAGCUGAGCGAGGAACUCCGGCGGGCUGUGGAGAAGAAAAAGUGCUCCUUGUGCUCCUUCCAGUCGUUCAGCAAGAAGGGUAUUGUGUCCCAUUACAUGAAGCGCCACCCAGGGGUGUUCCCCAAGAAGCAGCACUCCAGCAAGCUGGGGGGCUACUUCACGGCCGUCUAUGCAGACGAGCACGAGAAGCCCACGCUGAUGGAGGAAGAGGAAAGAGGGAGCUUUGAGAAAGCCGAGGUGGAGGGGGAAGCUCAGGAAAUCGAGUGGCUCCCGUUUCGCUGCAUUAAAUGCUUCAAGCUGUCCUUCAGCACCGCGGAGCUGCUGUGCAUGCACUACACUGACCACCACAGCCGGGACCUAAAGAGGGACUUUGUCAUCCUGGGCAACGGCCCCCGCUUGCAGAACUCUACCUACCAGUGUAAGCACUGUGAUAGCAAAUUGCAAAGCACAGCCGAGCUGACCUCACACUUGAACAUUCACAAUGAGGAAUUCCAGAAGCGUGCCAAACGUCAGGAGAGGAGGAAACAGCUUUUGAGCAAGCAGAAAUAUGCAGAUGGUGCUUUUGCAGAUUUCAAACAAGAGAGGCCUUUUGGUCACUUAGAAGAGGUGCCAAAGAUCAAGGAGAGGAAAGUGGUGGGCUACAAGUGUAAAUUCUGUGUGGAAGUGCACCCAACGCUCCGAGCCAUCUGCAAUCACCUCCGGAAGCACGUCCAGUACGGCAAUGUUCCAGCCAUGUCGGCUGCCGUGAAGGGGCUGCGUUCUCAUGAGAGGAGCCACCUGGCCCUGGCCAUGUUCACCCGAGAGGACAAGUACAGCUGCCAGUAUUGCUCCUUUGUUUCUGCUUUCAGACACAAUUUGGAUCGCCAUAUGCAAACCCACCAUGGACACCAUAAACCAUUCCGAUGCAAACUCUGCUCCUUCAAGUCCUCCUAUAACAGCCGGCUGAAAACACAUAUACUCAAAGCACAUGCUGGUGAACAUGCCUACAAGUGUUCUUGGUGCUCAUUUUCCACCAUGACAAUCAGCCAGUUGAAGGAACACUCCCUCAAGGUCCAUGGAAAAGCCCUGACCCUCCCCCGGCCACGAAUUGUCAGCCUCCUCUCCUCACACACCCACCACUCCUCUCAAAAGGCUUCCCCAGCCGAAGAAGUGGAAGACUCCAAUGACUCAUCCUACUCAGAGCCCCCAGAUGUUCAGCAGCAGUUGAACCACUAUCAGUCAGCUGCCCUGGCCAGAAACAAUAGCCGAGUUAGCCCUGUGCCUCUUUCUGGAGCCGCUGCUGGCACUGAGCAGAAAACAGAAGCUGUUCUGCACUGCGAAUUCUGUGAAUUCUCCUCUGGCUACAUCCAGAGCAUUAGGCGCCAUUAUCGAGACAAGCACGGAGGAAAGAAGCUUUUCAAGUGCAAAGACUGCUCCUUUUAUACAGGCUUUAAAUCUGCUUUUACUAUGCACGUGGAAGCCGGGCAUUCGGCGGUUCCUGAGGAGGGCCCCAAAGAUCUCCGCUGUCCUCUCUGCCUCUAUCACACCAAAUACAAGCGCAACAUGAUCGACCACAUUGUGCUGCAUCGAGAAGAGCGAGUUGUCCCCAUUGAAGUGUGCCGUUCCAAACUAUCAAAAUACUUGCAGGGAGUAGUUUUCCGCUGUGAUAAGUGUACCUUCACCUGCUCCAGUGACGAGAGCCUCCAGCAACACAUAGAAAAGCACAAUGAACUGAAACCUUACAAAUGCCAGCUCUGCUACUAUGAGACCAAGCACACGGAGGAACUGGACAGUCACCUUCGGGAUGAGCAUAAGGUAAGCCGCAACUUCGAGCUGGUUGGACGGGUUAACUUGGACCAGCUGGAACAGAUGAAGGAAAAAAUGGAGAGCUCCAGCAGCGAUGAUGAGGACAAGGAGGAGGAAAUGAACAGCAAGGCUGAAGACAGAGAGCUGAUGAGAUUUUCUGACCAUGGGGCUGCUAUUAACCCUGAGAAGCGUUUUCCGUGUGAAUUCUGUGGACGGGCAUUUUCGCAGGGCUCUGAGUGGGAAAGACACGUGCUGAGACACGGCAUGUCAUUGAAUGACACCAAGCAAGUGAUCAGAGAAGAGCUCCACCCAAAGGAGAUGGUGGAGGACAGUAUCACAAUGCCCUCCAUAGAGGAAAAGGAAGACGAUGAGCCAAUCGGGAUAGACUUUUCCCUAAGAAGUGAAACAGUAGCCAUCUGUGUAGUAGCUGCCGACAAAUCUCUCCUGGAGAAUGCAGAGGCCAAAAAAGAAUAAGAGUUUGGUGAAAUUCUUAAUCAAACCGUACUUGAACCAUGAUGAAAAGGUGGGAGGGCCAGCAUGGGCUGCGAAGGGAGGGACAGUAAAGAGAAGACAGAACAAAGCUGCUUUUUAGGACUGAACAAUCUAUUUUCAAAGCACUGGUACCUGUGUGAGUGAGUAUGUAAAUUAAAGUUAUUUAAAUGGUUGGAA
This is a messenger RNA of Chinchilla lanigera (long-tailed chinchilla), 13288 nucleotides long. It is a transcript of the gene Znf462, whose product is annotated as zinc finger protein 462. Gene Ontology annotation, biological process: regulation of gene expression. The transcript has 13 exons. NCBI's taxonomy places the organism in Eukaryota, Metazoa, Chordata, Mammalia, Rodentia, Chinchillidae. Gene Ontology annotation, cellular component: nucleus. The coding region runs from base 5579 to 13093 and encodes 2504 amino acids. The record is from RefSeq and is a predicted model, not a curated record.